GCCAAAUAUAGAUCAGUACUUACCGUAGAUUGCCGAAACUUGGUCGUCUUUUAAAAGGUACCUGCCACUAAAUAUUUACCAAAGCUGCGAAACAUUUAAAACUCCUUGGAAAAAGUUUGAAGACUCAUUCUAGAGAAAACAAAAUGGCGUCAGCUUCAGUAAUGCUGGUCCAGCCUAAAGGCGAGCUGUGGGAGAGGAUCAGGGUGGAGCUGAAUGAGAAUGUCAACACGAGAGACCAGGAUCUGGCAGCUAUUAAGGAAUGGCUGAGGAAGCAGCCCCAUCUGCCGGAUGAGUGGGAGGACCGUUGCUUGCUGACCUUCCUGCGAGGCUGCAGCUUCUCCCUGGAGAAGUGCAAGAGGAAGCUAGACAUGUACUUCACCAUGAGAGCCGCCUGCCCAGAGUUCUUCACCAACAGGGACAUCACGAGGCCAGAGCUUAUGGACCUUAUGUCUAGAGCGCAAGGCCCCACAAUGCCCGGAUUGACACCAUCAGGAAAACGAGUGACUAUCUGCAGAGGCCUUGACAAGAACCUCGACACGCACCAACUGAACGACGCGUUCAAGAUCGCCAUGAUGAUAGGUGACGUCAGACUUAUGGAAGAGAUCGAAGGCGUGGCUGGUGACGUGUACAUUCUAGAUGCUUCUAUUGUCGCGCCCAGCCAUCUGGGGAAGAUUUCACCGUCAGCGCUGAAGAAGUUCUUCAUUUGUGUUCAGGAAGCAUACCCAAUCAAGUUGAAAGAAGUGCACGUGGUGAACGCUACACCGUUAAUAGAUGCUCUCUUCAAUAUCAUCAAGCCUUUCCUCAAGGAAAAGAUGAGGAAAAGGAUACACUUCCACAGCAGUUUCACAGCCCUUCAUGAGUACGUGCCGAAGGAGUUGCUCCCAGAAGAAUAUGGUGGCACUGGAUGUUCCCUUGAUGAGAUUAACAAUGCCUGGGUGAAGAAACUAGAAGAAUACAGAGACUGGUUCAAGAAACAGGAGUCCAUCAAGGCUGAUGAGGCUCUCAGACCUGGGAAACCAACGAAUUAUGAUGAACUCUUCGGCAUCGACGGAUCAUUCAGACAACUUUCUAUUGAUUAGGAUAGCUUUAGGACUAGUAUAAGUUAGGUUUAAACUUAUUUUUACUGGCGUUUAGGAUAAGCAGAAGAUGAGCUAUGAAUCAAUGGACUUAUGAUUACAUAGCUCAUCUUUUAUCAGUCUCUCUGAAAUUUUACCAAUUGCUUAUUAUGCUAUCUACAUGACAGAAUUAUGCUCACUUAUUGUAUUUGCUUAUUGACAUUAAUAAUGAAUCAUCUGCAAAGCCUUUCAAGUCUGACACCAGUCUUACCAAGGGGUAUUGGGUUGCCUGGGUUGAGGAGAUUAGAUAGAAUAUGACAAGAUGAUCAUCCGUCCACGGACCGACCUUCUGAUCUAUCGACCCGUGCGGCUGUUACUUUUCCACCAGCGUAUUGGAAUAUUAAACCUGAAACUGAUAUCAAAUUUUCAAAAACAUAAUUCUGGGGCAAUUGAGUGAAUAAAAAUAAUGUCCAUCUGUGUUAAAAUUUAAGUAUAACUGUUUGUAAUCUGUAUGCUUAUUAUAACUUAAUAAUAAAUGGUGUUUGUCUGUGAUAAAUUAAUUAAACCGUGACAUAA
This is a messenger RNA of Helicoverpa armigera (cotton bollworm), 1631 nucleotides long. RefSeq names its product alpha-tocopherol transfer protein. Gene Ontology annotation, molecular function: phosphatidylinositol bisphosphate binding. The record is from RefSeq and is a predicted model, not a curated record. Lineage: Eukaryota; Metazoa; Arthropoda; Insecta; Lepidoptera; Noctuidae. Bases 144 to 1079 code for a protein of 311 amino acids. The transcript has 8 exons. Gene Ontology annotation, cellular component: membrane.